This is a messenger RNA of Capsicum annuum, 2600 nucleotides long. RefSeq names its product beta-glucuronosyltransferase GlcAT14A. Bases 955 to 2163 code for a protein of 402 amino acids. The transcript is spliced from 4 exons. Gene Ontology annotation, cellular component: membrane. Gene Ontology annotation, molecular function: glucuronosyltransferase activity. The record is from RefSeq and is a predicted model, not a curated record. Lineage: Eukaryota; Viridiplantae; Streptophyta; Magnoliopsida; Solanales; Solanaceae.
CAAGUAAUACAACAAACAUUUACAAAUCACUAUACACUCUUUUUAUUUAUUUGCUUGGUUAAUAAAUUAAAAAUAGUGAUUUCCAUAUCAAUUUCUUAAAAAAAAAUAUAUAUAUUCUAAAAAUAGGAAACUUUGCUUCCAUUUCUGAAUCUUCUUUGCUUUGUUUUUCAUCUUCUUCUUUUACUUAUAUAUUCACCUGCUUCAAACCCUAAGCCUAAAUUCAUAUUUCAACAAUUUCCAUCAUUUUUUUUGUUAUAUUUAGAAAAAAAAUAUUCAGAAAGUUACUAUUUUUGUAAGGGGAGUUUUGAAAAAAAGUUUUCUUGAUUUAGUAUAUUGGAAAAAAAAAAGAAUCUUGAUUUGGAGAAAAUUAAUGGGAAUUAUUAAUUUUCUUUCACUGAAUUAAAGAUCUUGAAAGUACCCAUUUUUAGUUAAAGAUUCUUAAACUCAUUAAUUUGAAGAAAUCAUUUUUUUUCACCAAAAAAAUCCAACCCCAGAUCAGAAUUUUGUGAUAAUUUAGGAAAAUCCUGAAAAUUUCCAAAUUUCCCAUUUUGAGAUAAAUUUUCUUGAUUUUGAGCUGUUUUAGUGUAUAAAAGAUCUUUAAAGAACCAAUUUCUAUUUAAAGUUAUCAUUUUUCACCAAAAUUAUCCAGCCCCAGAUCAGAAUUUUGUGAAAAUUCUGAAUUUUUGUGCAAUUUUGAGAUAAAUGUUCUUGAUUUUGAGCUCUUUUAGUGUAUGAAUGAUCUUGAAAAAACUCAUUUUUAGUCAAAAGUUAAUACCAAGAAAACAUUUUUCACCAAAAAUUUCCAUUUUGGGAUAAAGAUUCUUGAUUUUGAGCUCUCUUAGUGUUUGAAAGAACCUUUUUUUUAGUUAAAAUUUAAUACGAAGAAUUCAUUAUUCACCAAAAAAAUCCAACCCCAAUUUUCUCCUUUUUCUGUUUCUAUGUUGAGAAUUUAAGAUGGGAGCUGAAAAGAAAUGGUUAUACGCACUUUUUUGUGCAGCAUUUGUAUCAUUUCUAAUAUUUUUGUCUUCCAUUUCAGGGUUUAGCUCAUCCUACUAUGUAUUUUCAUCACAGAGGAGGUUUACCACGCCCGUGAAUCACGGUCCGGGGCAUCCUCCUGCAUUUGCAUACUACAUUUCGGGUGGAGGGGGAGAUAGUGAUAGGAUUUUUAGACUUUUGUUAGCUGUGUAUCAUCCUAGGAAUAGGUAUUUGUUGCACAUUGGUGUAGAUGGGAGUGAAGAGGAAAGGAAGAAACUUGGGAUGUUAGUGAAAUCUGUGCCGGUAAUUCAGGCUUUUGGGAAUGUAGAUGUGGUUGGUAAGCCUGAUCCAGUUACUUAUAUGGGAUCGACGAAUAUAGCGGCAAUGCUAAGGGCGGUAUCGAUUUUGUUGAAGGUUGAUGGUGGAUGGGAUUGGUUUGUUAAUUUAAGUGCCUCUGAUUAUCCUUUAGUUACACAAGAUGAUUUAUCUCAUGUCCUCUCGUCUGUUAGUAGAGACGUAAAUUUCAUUGAUCACACCAGCGACCUUGGAUGGAAAGAGGCUCAACGCGUAAAGCCUAUUGUAGUUGAUCCAGGGAUCUACCUAGCACGAAAGACGCAAAUUUUUUAUGCCACCGAAAAGCGGCCACUGCCCGACGCAUUCACAGUUUUUACUGGCUCUCCUUGGGUUGUUUUGAGCCGACCAUUUCUUGAGUUCUGUGUUUUUGGAUGGGACAACCUUCCUAGAACACUUCUAAUGUAUUUUACUAAUUCAGUUUUGUCACAAGAAGUGUAUUUCCAUUCUGUCGUUUGCAAUUCACCAGAGUUCAAGAACACAACAGUUAAUAGUGACAUGAGAUAUAUGGUCUGGGAUAAUCCCCCUAAGAUGGAGCCCCUCUUCCUUAACACUUCUGAUUACGAUCUAAUGGCUCAAAGUGGAGCUGCAUUUGCUAGACAGUUUAAUAAAGACGAGGCAGUACUUGACAUGAUCGAUCAGAAUAUCCUUAAGCGCAGCCAGAAUAGAGUUACAACGGGUGCGUGGUGCACAGGUCGAACGAGUUGGAAGAUGGAUCCUUGUUCCCAAUGGGGUGAUGUCAACGUGCUGAAGCCUGGACCUCAUGUGAAAACGUUAAGGGAUUCUGUACAAAGACUGCUUCAAGAUUCGAGUUCACAAUCAAAUCAAUGUAGAUGAUGAGCAAAGUACGACUUGAAUGUCUGGCAUCUUUACUAGCCCUGAGUUGACGAGCAGGUUUGUGUACUUUCAGCUUAGAUGCAUUUUUGGUCGACAAAUUCUUUUCGGGAGAUAUGUUCUUAGUUAUGCGCUUCUCCAGUGUAUUGCAAGUUGGAAGAAGCAUCGGCAGGCUCUCUAUGUUUUGGAUCAGGCUGUGGCCUUCGUACCACUUGAUCGUAGAGCCACCAUACACCGUCUCCCAACAAUAAGAGGAAUACCUUCACUGUACCACCGUCUAUAUGUUUCCGGUUUCAAGUUAUUACAUGUAUGCCUUUUUGAGUUUUAUCAUCACUUGACAUUGUGUUACAUGCAGUUUAAAUAGAUACCAAUAGUGAGUUCUCUGUGAACCAAGCCAUUCGACAGCUUUCGUAUCUAUGCUAUAGUUUAGAAUUCUGGUA